Messenger RNA from Aphanomyces invadans, 1317 nucleotides. RefSeq lists its product as hypothetical. Bases 1 to 1317 code for a protein of 438 amino acids. The record is from RefSeq and is a predicted model, not a curated record. Gene Ontology annotation, molecular function: metal ion binding. Lineage: Eukaryota; Oomycota; Saprolegniomycetes; Saprolegniales; Verrucalvaceae. The transcript has 5 exons.
AUGGGAGCGAGUCGGAAGGGGUGCGCAGAGCUCGGGUGCAACAAGUUGGCGACCAGCGGAGGCCUGUGCGUGGGCCACGGUGGUGGAAAGCUCUGCCAGUACCCAGGCUGCACCAAAGGGAAGCUCGCUCGCGAUGGUCAAGGUCGAUGCCGCGACCACAGCAUUAUUCACCACGACAUCAACGAGGUCUUGUUGCAGCACUCGGACGACAGUUCCAUCUUCGCGCCCUCGGAAAUGCGCCGCCCACAGCCUACAUCAAAGGAAGCGCCUUUGCACCCACCUGUCAUGUCGUCAUCAUCUACGAGCGUGGCUUAUAUCUACCGCCGACUGUUGGUCCAAGUGCAACUGCGGGAUCCGUGGACUGAAAGUCGAGUGGUUGCGGUCUUGCGCAGCGAGCCACACGUUCGCAGUGUCCACAUAUUGGGCUACCGCUGCGCCGUGUCAACGGCGCAGCGCCAAACAAAGUCGAGCCUGUGUUGUGUCGUGCGGGGAGGGCCUGAGUUAUCUGAAGCCGCACUGGAGGCGGCGAUGACCGCACUUUCAAUGCACUUUACCGUGCUAGAAGCCAGUGUGGUGGACGACUUAGACACCGUCGUCCACGUCGAAGCGACUUUGGAAGUCCACGGGAUGAUGUGCAUCGCCAACUGCGGCAACACCGUCGUCCGUGCGAUUCAAAACGUCCCAUCGGUGCUUCAGGUGCGGUUGGAAUUCGACCAAGCUCAAGUGAUUGUCAUGUGUCCCAACACUGUAACGACACACACGCUCAUCGCUCGAGUCCAAGCGAUUGGUUUUGAGGCCAACUUGAUCUCGCUGCAUCCUGUCCCUCGCCAUCGACGGUUCACGAUUCAGCGAACUCGAGACCACCACAUCACGACCGACUCGGCGCUGCGCCUUGAAACAUGCUUGAGCCACGUCGAAGGCGUCGAGCAGGUCGUGGUGGCGCCGCAUCUCCUGACCGUGGACGUGACUGGGUUUUACAACGCAAGCGAAGUGGUGCUGGUCGCAGCAACAAUGGUCAUCCAACUGACUGAAGUUUCCUUGUUUGAUGGCGAGGGAUUGGGUCUAGACGAACGGCCGGCAUCCGCCCCAACGUCAAAAGCCACGUCCCCUCACGUGUGUUCGCUUGCAUGUAAUGCCAUGGGUUGCGUCAAGUACCAAACUACAAUGGCCCACACGGCAGCUCUGGCAGUCGGGUGGACCGUUCCUGGAUGUGGCAUGGCAUUUGGGCUCGAAUGCACCUGCGGCGACUCGUGCCAAUGUGCGGGAUGCCCAACUCACAACCCAGGGAACCUUGACCUUGUCGCCGCAAUGUUUUGA